This is a messenger RNA of Choloepus didactylus (southern two-toed sloth), 2818 nucleotides long. It is a transcript of the gene SLC7A13, whose product is annotated as solute carrier family 7 member 13. The record is from RefSeq and is a predicted model, not a curated record. NCBI's taxonomy places the organism in Eukaryota, Metazoa, Chordata, Mammalia, Pilosa, Megalonychidae. Gene Ontology annotation, biological process: amino acid transmembrane transport. Gene Ontology annotation, molecular function: L-amino acid transmembrane transporter activity. Bases 258 to 1757 code for a protein of 499 amino acids. The transcript is spliced from 4 exons. Gene Ontology annotation, cellular component: membrane.
UAAGGAUGCCUAAUUUUUUGAAUGCUCAACCUGGAAAACACUUUAACUAAUAUUAAGAUCUCAGAAAAUUUAGUUCAAAAAACUCACAAGUUAAAUUAUUUUUUUCAUGAUGUUAGGUGCUGUAACAAAACAUGUUUGAGCAAGAGAGGAGGAAAGCAAAACACUUUAUAAGAUAGGAUCAAGACUUAGAAACAUAGCAAAGAGUAAAAACUAGGAAUUUAUGUGAAUCUAUAAAAUUAAAUUCAGGUUUUAAGAAAAUGAAGAAGGGGGAAUGUUUUCAGCUUCAACGGGUAAUAGGAUAUUUCCAUGGAACAAUUUUUUUAUUCAGUAUCAUAAUAGGGGCAGGAAUAUUUAUUUCUCCUAAAGGGGUUCUAAAAUACUCCUUACUCAAUGUGGGGGUCUCCCUAAUCAUUUGGGCUGCUUGUGCCAUGGUAUCUAUGAUGGCGGCUCUUAGCCACGCAGAGCUGGGAACCACCUUCCCUAGAAGUGGAGCCCAGUAUUAUUUUCUCAAAAGAUCUCUUGGACCGUUUAUUGCCUUCUCUUAUCUCUGGAUCAACCUAUUUAGUGUUCCAGCAGGAGUUGCUGCAAGAGGCUUGUUACUGGCAGGGUAUAUUAUCCAGCCUUUCUAUUCAGGUUGUUUUGUUCCUGAGAUGCCAAAGAAAUGUUUAGCUUUAGCCAUUUUAUGGUGUUUGGGAAUUCUAAAUACUCGAGGAGCGAAAGAGGUGACUUGGUUUCAGACUGUCAGUACAAUUGUGAAAAUGACAGUUCUCUGCUUCAUAUCUCUAACUGGAAUCAUAUUAUUGGUGAGAGGAAGAAAAGAGAAUGUAGCCAGGUUUGAGAAUGCUUUGGAUGCUGACAUUCCAGAUGCCUCACAGGUUGCAGAAGCCUUCCUCCAAGGAUUAUAUGCAUUUUCAGGCUGGGAAAUCCUUGUUCGAAUAGCAGGAGAGCUGAAAAACCCUAGUGAAAAUAUCCCCAAGUGUGUGAUUACUGCACUUACCCUUGUUUCACUGAUCUACUUAUUGGUUAACAUUUCCUACCUAACAGUCCUGACUCCAAAGGAAAUCAUGUCCUCAGAUGCUGUUGCGGUCACUUGGAUGAAUAGAGUCAUCCCUUCCAUGCAAUGGGCCAUUUCAAUUGGUGUUUCUGCCUCAAUAUUUAGCUCCCUUAAUUGUUCUAUAUUUUCAACAUCAAGGAUAUUCUAUGUUGCAAGCCAGGAGGGCCAGCUACCUUUGAUCUUUUCAACUCUCAAUAGCCGUUCUUGCCCAGCUGUAGCUGUGAUUCACAUCCUGAUUUUUGCCUCCAUUUUAAUUGUUCCCUCAGAUUUGAUCCUUUUAAUAAACUAUGUGGGAUUCACAGCCUGGAUUGAACUGGGGCUAAUGAUGAUAGGUUUAUUUAAACUGAGAUUCCAGGAGCCCAACCUACCCAGACCUUAUAAGGUGCGUUUGCCAUUUGCAUUUGGAACCCUGGCCAUGUCUUUGUUCUUGGUUUUGACACCAAUUAUCAAGUCUCCUAAGAUGUACCAUAUCUAUGUUUUUCUUUUUAUCCUCAGUGGACUUUUGUUUUAUUUUCCUUUUGUUCACUUUAAUUUAUAUUCUACAUAUUUCAACAAGAUAACUUCCUUUUUACAAUUAUUAUUGAAUGUUUCACCUGCUGAUAACAUUGAUGAGUAUAUUUUGGCAGAAGGAACAUUACAGAAAAGUCCACCUGAAAUUGCAGCAAAAAAAACUAUAAAUUUUGCAUAUUUGGCAAGUGAUUGAUUUAUUAAAAGCAUCUUUCUUCUUCAACCAGCAAUACUCCAUAUGUAAAUCAUACAUAUGACUACAUACCUAAAACACAACCAUCACAAGAAAUAAUGUCCAGAACUUUCCAAGUUUAACACUUCUUAUUGCUAACUGAAACCCUACUUCCUAAAUAAAGCUUGCUGAACCAAUUCCCCAAGACUGGGCUAGAUGUCCCUCUCAUGUCCCUAUGCAUUCUGGGCUUAUUAUGUCUUAAUUCUUGCUCUUUUUAAAAUUGUCUACUUAGGUAGGUUUUUUUCCCCCUAAAAAUGAUGAAUUCCACUUCAUUCAUCAUGUCCUCAAUCCCUAGGACAAUGUGUGGAUAAGAAUAGACAUUUGACAAAAUAUGCAUGAAUGCAUAAAUGGAUGAGAGGAUACAUGAAUGAAAGAAUGAACAAUAGGUACAAAGUUUCCAUUAGCAGGCAGCACCUCCUUCAUGCUCUGUCUAGGCUUGGGUCCUUGGGAGGACCUGGAAUCUGAAAAAUAUCCAAUUAUUGAUUGAAUGCUAUGUAGAGAUAAGACCAAAAGAAAAGCCUACACUAGUUCUGAUAAAUUGUUCUUUCUCUCUUACACAUUAACUCACUUCUCUGUAGCUGUUCUUAUCAAUAUUAGCCUACUGCAGCCAAAGUAAGUGGCCCUUAGCAUCCUUGACAUUGCUGACCUGACACCACUUCUAAACAUAAUUGGAGAACACUUUCAAUGAAGGCCCUGAACGUAUUAAUAUAGGAUGAAAGUUAAAUACUAUAAAAGUAUCAGAAAACCCAGGCUGAGAGAAACUAUAGGCAAUUGAGGAUAAAAUUGGAUCAAGCAUAUAUACUUGGACUGGUUUAAUACAAGAGUAAUACAUGGAGAUUCUUGUAGUUACCUAGUGAAUUAUUAAUAAAUCAUAGCCCAUCUUUUCCUUUCAAAUGCUUUCUUAAUGGGGUUUGGGGCAAAAUAUAUCAGAUAUGUUCUCACAAACACUGGGGACCGAUGGGCUUGACAUGCUGAGCCCUCUGUCUUGAGGCUUGCCCCUACGAAGCUUGUUACUGCAAAGGAGA